AUGUCCGUAAUUGCCCAAGGGAGCUGCAAUUUGUCUUCAUACUCUCCUCUCGAAGGUUUGACGAAAUCGAAAUGCCUCGGUUGCGGUAAGCGCCGCAUGUAUUUUUGCUAUGAUUGCCGUAUUCUUCUUCCUGGUGUUUUCUCCCCUCACGUCAAGUUGCCUUGCGAUGUGGAUAUAAUAAAGCAUCCAAUGGAAAAGAAUGGAAAAAGUAGUGCUAUCCAUUGCAAAAUUGUAGCUCCUGAUUGGCGAGGUGCAUUUUUGACGCUAUUUUCGAUAUACCGGAUGUCUAUGAUUAUGGUGCUUGUAUUCCCAUCUCCUUCAGCAGUCUCCGUCAAGGAAUUUGUCCAAACAGUAGGCCCUAUAAAACGAUUUGUUGUACUGGAUUGCACUUGGUUCCAGGUGAACAUGAUGCAGAAGAUCCCACAAAUUCAGAGUCUUCCAUGUGUCUCACUAACCAAUUAUCGGACCGCUUUCUGGAGACCCCAACAUAAUAUCGAUGACCAUGGAUUGGCAACAAUCGAAGCAAUUUAUUAUGCUGAGCGAGAAUAUCAAGAGCAACUAACAGGGCGACCAUAUGCAGGAGAGUUCGACGACUUACUAUAUUGGUUUUUCCAUACUCGACAGUUUGUGGACAGAAGACAGGAGGAGUACCGUAAGCGAAAAGCUGAAGAAGCGGGAACUGCGUAG
Molecule: messenger RNA, 687 nt
Organism: Haemonchus placei
Lineage: Eukaryota; Metazoa; Nematoda; Chromadorea; Rhabditida; Trichostrongylidae
Source: the annotation of a GenBank genome assembly